AUGGCGUCUCAUGUUUCCUCCCCGUCGUCGAGCUCCCCUAUUGACCCAGGAGGAGCGAAAUCUGCAAAAAUUUCAGAUCGCGAAAGCCAUCACUUGAAUCGCGAUCUGGAGGUGAAGCUCCAAUCACCGUCGGGUCCUACAUCGAUCCCAGCGGCGAAGGUUCCUUCUUACGCGGCGAGGUUCAAAUCUUCCCUGAGAAAUCUUCGUAAAAUCUCAGAUCCGUCCUUUCUAGCAGAUGGCACGCCGGUAGUGCAAGCGCCGGAGUCGGUGCUUCUCCAAACCUCAGAACUCUGGAAAGAUCACGUGGUAGCUCACUUCCAUGGUCGGAGGCCGUCGGCAGCGAAGAUUAUAGCGGAUCUGAACCCGGUCUGGGGAAAGUUCGGCAACAUCACGGUCCGUACGGUGUCGGAUACUUGUGUCUUGAUAUUCAUUCCUUCGGUGCAAACCAGAGAAUGGGUAUUGCAGGUCGGUUACUGGCAGGCGGAUCGAUGUGCUUUCUCGGUUUAUCCUUGGACUGCAGAUGGGAAUCUAGCUGCUCAGGAGCUUCUAUUUGCCCCAACGUGGGCGGUACUCAAGAACGUUCCACCGCAGUUAUAUUCUCUGGAUGGUAUUAGUGUGGUUGCUAGUGGUAUCGGAGACCCUCUCCACACUGAGAAGUCUCGGCUUGACCCCUACCACUUUGGUGAUACAAAAGUCAAGAUUGAGAUUGAUCUCUCAAAGGCUCUCCCGGAGGUAGUAGAAGUGCGAGACUCUCAAGGAAAUUCAGUCAGAGUUAACAUUGAGUACCCUAGCCUGCCUCCUAAGUGCAUAAAUUGUGGAAAGUUUGGUCAUUUGUUGAAUCGGUGCCACAAACCUUCCUCGAAGAUAUUCCAAACUCAGAAGCAAGGAAAGGUGGUCAGUGUGGUGAAGGCUGUUAAGGAGGUGUCUCUAGCUGCGACAUCUCAAGAGGAGGUCUUGGUUGGCCCGGUGGAGGAGGUCCAGGAGCAGAAGAGUAGUGCUAGUUCGAGGUCUCGCCGUAGGUCUCGUUCUCGUGCGAGAGCAAGAGCGAGAGCGCUGAGCUCUCCUCCAGAGGUGGUGGGUGCUGAGUUGGGGGUUCAGGUUGCUGAGGUUACAGAACUUGAGGAAAAGUCUGUGGGGGUUAAGGAUCAGAAGAAGGUAGUUGACUCAGUUUUGGCGGUGACUUCAUCAGCUUCGGAAGAGAGUCAGUUGGAGGAAGGUGAGAUUAGGGAGGAAGUUGAAGUUGUUGAUUCAGUGAUAGCCGAAGGAAAGAUUGCUAGUAAAGGAGAGAUUUUUAAGGAAGAAGAAGAUUCGUCUGUGUGGUUUACUAAACAUUCGAAGAAUUAUAGGCGUGCUUUGCGACAACAUGAGCUUUGGAAAUCCUCUGGAGCGGUUGGUUCUCCUCCGAAAUCUUCUAAGCGUCUUGCUCGAGGAAUCUCCUCGGGUAGGAUAAAAGGUUUUUGA
Messenger RNA from Brassica napus (rape), 1461 nucleotides. RefSeq lists its product as uncharacterized. NCBI's taxonomy places the organism in Eukaryota, Viridiplantae, Streptophyta, Magnoliopsida, Brassicales, Brassicaceae. The record is from RefSeq and is a predicted model, not a curated record. Gene Ontology annotation, molecular function: nucleic acid binding; zinc ion binding. The transcript has a single exon. Bases 1 to 1461 code for a protein of 486 amino acids.